This is a messenger RNA of Moneuplotes crassus, 9212 nucleotides long. The record is from the annotation of a GenBank genome assembly. NCBI's taxonomy places the organism in Eukaryota, Ciliophora, Spirotrichea, Euplotida, Euplotidae.
AAAGCUCAAAUAGCUCUGACCAAAUAAUGAAACCAUUAAUGAUAGAGCCAGGGGAGAUAUUGUUUCCUUCAGUUAUCGAAGGGAAGACUUACACCCAGAAGUUGACUAUUACAAAUAAUAUGAAGUUCAACACAUAUGUAGAACUCAAAUCAGGUUGUGAAGACAAGAUCACUAUAAAUCCGCGUGAAUUUGAACUAGGACCUUCCAAGACCAAAGCUGUUACAGUGAACUUAAGAGUUGGCAAACCAUUUGGUCAGCGAAAUGGCGUCAAGGUACCUAUUAAGGAGAGACUUUUUGUAAAAACAGACCAUUUCAACCAGAGUAUUGGUGUUUUUGUUCAACCUGAUAAUGCUCUUGAAGGAAAAUAUUUCGAAAAUAAGAAAGAGCAAGAUGAUAUCCAAGUUUUUGACGAUGGUAAUUCAUCUAUUAAGUACUUAGAAGAAUCAGUAGAAAAGCAUGUUAAUGUAGACCUAGAGACACUAUUAGCAAAAUCUCCUCAAAAUCCUGCUUCGAAUAUGAAGCAGGCAGAAAACUGAGAUUGUACAGACCUCGUUGCGGAAAAUUUGAAUAACACAAAUUCACCUCCUGAGAGGCCAACCUAUCCAAAUGAUUUAGAAAAUGAAGUCUAUCAGCCAAAUAAUCAAACUGAAUUUCAUGGAAUAAUCUCUCAGCUCCAGUCAAAAUGCGAGAAUCUAGAGACUGAGCUACAUGAGCAUAAGGCUCAAAAGAAUGCCCUUGAAGAAAUCAGAGUACUUCUCAACCAAAAAGAUCCUGAGAUGAACAAGGUUCUUGAGAUAUCUCUGAAACAAGAAAAGAUCAAGCAUGAUCAGAGAUAUAUGAAGAUCUACCAAAUAUUAAAGACAAAAGAUGUCGCUAUUGAAAGCCUUAAGGCAAGAAUAGCUCAAUUCAGCCAGUCUGCAGCAACGCUUCAGAACGAUGUUCAACAAUUCGAGGCUUACAAGCAGCAAGUGAUGGAUGAGAUUGAGAGGAAGCAGAGCUUGUUCAGAAUAAAUAACGAUGGCACUGAUGUAGAAUCUCUUCAAGAUUUCCAUGACGAAAUCGCUCGGCUAAACACAGAGAUUGGUUCACGGAUAGAAGAGAUCCAAAAUUUCCACUUAGUUGUGCAAAAAUUAGAGGAGAGAAAUGAAACAGCUACAAAUUCCCUUGAAGAAUCUUUGAAAAAGUGCCAAGAAUAUGAAGAGCAAAUUUCUGCCCAAACCACUAAGAUCUCAGACCUCGAAGCUGAAAACCAGUCUCAGAAAGAUCAAGUCAAUAAGUUAGUAGAGAAAGUCGCUUCCUUAGCAAAUGAUAACAUGCAGAAUAUUGUGGAAAGAUCUAAAACUGUUGAAAAAGGAGAAAGUUUAAUCGAUAAGCUCAAUCAGCUUCAAGAGACAGUCAAUUCUCUGAAAGAAGAGAAUAGUGCCCUUGAGGCUGAAAGUAAUUCUGUGAAGGAGGUUCAUAUGUCUUUCUUACUAGCCUGUAACUAUGCUAUAAAUUUAGAAGCCGAGGUUAGUAAGGACUCAGACAUCGAAUUUGUCCAGAAUACGAUCUUAAGCAACAUUAAGGACAUGCAAGAGAGUAUUCAGAGCUAUCAGGACAGACAUCAAGAUGAUCAAGGAUGUCUCAAAAUGAUGGAGAAGGAGAUACUAAAGAUCCAAAGUAAUCUUGCUAAUAAGAAAUACUCAACAAAAGGAGAGCAGACUCAGAUUUCUGGUGAUGAUUUGACCGAGCUUACUCAAAAAAUUCAGGUUCUUGAACAAGAAUAUUCAGGAGCAGUAGAAGAGAAUGAUAGAUUAAGAGAGUACAUUCAAGAAUUAGAGGCUAUUAAAAACUCUCAAGGCUCCCUCUCUAAAAAUAAGAAGUAUGUGAAGAGCACAACUAGUUUAGCUUACUCUGUGGAUGAUGAGAAUGAAGAAGGUGACCAAAAUAACUCUCGUGCUCUAAAAAUUGGAAGAAAACAAGAUCGGAUGUCUGUAAAUAAUAAGGAAAAUAUUGAUCUGAACUCUUCUCUAAAUAGCAUUUCUAUCGCUACUGAGUCUGAAGCCAAAUCUCGAGGAGAUAUUCAGAUUAAAAGGAGCCAGAUAAAAUUAAAAUCCAAGAAGGGAGAGUUCUCUGACUCAAAUAUUAUGAAAGAUAAGUCUGUAGAGCAGCAGGUUCUUAUUGCUGACCAAAGAAGACAGAUCGAGGAUCUUCGUAAAUCAAAUCUGAGCUAUGAAUCUAAGCUGAAUUAUGAUAUUAAGGAAAAGAAUCAAAUUAUUCAAAGUUUAGAGGCAAAAAUUGAAAAUCUACAAUCUCUUAAUUCAAAGUUAAAGCAUUCUGAGAAGACCAAAAUUGGUGAAGGAGAGGACAACCUUGAACACUAUAUUUCUCAGUUAGAAUUAAACGAGAUUGAGCUACAGAAUAACCUCCAACAAGCUCUGAGAGAAAAAGAAUCUUGUGAGGACUACAAUCAGGAAUUACUGCUCAGCAUUAAGGAAUUAGAGGAAGUUAAUCUAAAUUUGAGGAACAAAUUAGACCUCGAAGACCUAGAUAUCGACCAAGAAUCUAUAGUUAAUAUUCUCAGUUUGAAGGUUUCAACCCAAAAGAAAGAGAUCAGGCUUUUGAAAGGAAAUCUGGAAAAGAUUCAGGAUAAAUAUGACAACCUCAUGUGCCAAAUUAAUAACAAACAGGCAGAGAGGUGCCAAAUCGGUGGAGAUUUAUGCCAAUCACAGCUAUCAUAUGGACUUGGAGCCUCUAAAGGACCUGAUAAUAUGGCAAGGAUAGAAUCUUUGGUUCAUAAUAAUCCUAUUCUCAUGCAAAAUGAAGCCUUGCUUGGGUCUAGUCUGCUGAAUAGUUUCCAAAGCACUGAGGACAAAAAUGCAGGAAAUAAACUAAAGAAAUCAGAUCUAAAGGCAAGCGACUUGGAUUCCUCAGCCAGGCCAAAGGUAAAGAUACAAGCGGAAAUUUCUGAUGCUCCCAACUCUAUUGAGGAACCUAGCUCAACUUUGAAAAUUCUUCAGAACCAGUUGGUUCAAUCACAAAGACUAGUACAUCACUUGAGCUUAGAGGUUGAAAAUCUUGUUGGGCAGAAUAAGGAGUUGCACUCUAAACUCUCUGAUGAAAGGCAAUCCUAUAUUGACAAACUGAACACGACAAAUUCAGUGUUCUCAGAAGAAAAGGAAACUCUGAUUCAGGAGAAGAAGGAUUAUGAAGAGAAGUUUAAUAUUGCCAAGCUUGAUAUCAAACUUGGGUACAAGGAACAAAAACUACAGGAGCUUCAGAGCCGAAUCACUGAGCUGAGAGAAGAAUCUAGCCAAGAAAUCAACCAGUAUAAAGCCAAAGUCAAGCAAUUGGAGAAAGAUUUGAGAGAAAUGGCCCAUAAGUUUGACACACAGCAGGAUGAAUUGGACAAGUGAAAUUAUGAAGUCACAGAGAAACAGGCGAAUAUUGAGUUCUUGACAGAAACCAUCCAGACUCUACAGGAUCAAAAUUGAGAUAGCCUGAAGGAUAAAUUCUUAACUCAGAAUGCCGAGCUCUGUGAAUAUAAAGGAGUUAACAAGAAAUUAGAAGCUGAAAUUCAGAAAUGCUUCAAGAAGUUACAAUCCAAAGAGGAGGAAUAUACCUCUAUCUGUGCUGAAAAUGAAGAGCUAAAUGACAAACUUGACGAACAUGAGAGUUCUUACCAGUUCCUUGUCAAGCAAAUAGGUAGUCUCACCUCAGAUUUUGAGACUUUGCAAACUGAUAAAAAUAAAUUACAGUGUGAAAUUUCUCAUUUGAGGAAGAAAAAUCAAGAUAUUACUCAGAAAUUAAUCAAGAAAGAAGAUGAAAUCCGGUUGCUCAAAACCCAGGUUACUAACUCUAAACAGGCUUUUGCUGAGAAGGUGCUUCAGCUAAAGAAAGAAUUUAAUGAGAAGCUUGUAGAUUUUGGAAAGAACAUUUACCCCAGUUAUGUUGAUAAAGAGAAGAUGCUAUUUGAGGAUUCUGUAGUUCAGACUAAAUCUCAGCUCAAGACAGACUCCCUUGCAGAGUCUAUCCUCAGAAUGUCUCACCUGAACAGUAGCAGAGUUAGCGUCAAGCCAGACCUAUCAUGAAUAAAGAGCUUAGAAAAUGUGGAGGACAUCGAAGAUAUCCUCUCAGUUCAGAAGAAGCUGGUUGAUCAGAUAAUUGAGUUAUCGAAAGAGAACAGGAUUCUUGAAAUGAAAGUUAUCUACAGUGAUGCCAAGCUGAAAGAAGAGACUUUGUCUAUCUAUCUUGCUCAGGAGAUAGAAAGUCUAAAUGCUCACUUAAGAUAUUAUAAAGACCUUCAUUUAGAAACUUGUUAUGUGAAAGAAUAUAUAGUCUCUGAUAUUGACCAACACAAAGAAAUCAAGACCUAUGAGAUUAUGAGAGACUUACAUGCAAAGACACAGAAGGUUGAAAUCCUUCAAAAGCGGGUUGAUAAAUUGGAAAACCGCUCUAAGGUGCAAAGCAUUCAAACUUACCAAGAGAAACUUGCUGCUGAAGAGAAAGUACAGAAACAAGUUCAAGAACAUCUUGAAGAACUUGAGAAAUAUCUUAAGACAGACCUUGUCUCGAUUAUUUCUGAUUUCGGCGAUCCUGAUGUGAUUAAAGUUCUAGAAAAACAACUUAUUAGCACUAAGAAACAAGAGCAAAUCUUAUUGGAUAAAUAUACAGCUGUAAUGGUAGAAAGAGAAAAACUCAGAACACAGAAUUCAGAGAAGGCAAAGAUUAUUAUUGACCUUGAAAAACAGCUUUCAAAGCCUAAAUUUCCAGAAAAUUCGUGAAAAGACCUUCUAAAUGAGAUUGAAAACCUAAAACUAAAAAUCUCCAACUAUGAUUCUGAGCGUAAGGACUUAUUGAAAAGUCUCGAUACUCAAACAAGAAAUAACAAAGAGCUGAAAAAGAGAGUCUACCAGCUCUCGGCAGAGCACGAUACCUCCGACCCUCAAUCUCCACCUCCCCAAGACCAAAACAAAAGCAUGCGCUGCUAUUCCCAUCCCCUCCAAAACUCGAUCAACCCCAACCACACAUUCAACAUCUCCGAAGCCGCUUACACCGAAGACAAGGACGAUCAGAUCCUGUCCCUUCAAAACAAAAUAAUCGCCUUUAACCAAAGUCAUGUUACUGAAAUAAAAGAGUUAGAAAAUGACAAAAAUAGGCAUAUUGACAAACUUUUACAGGAAAAACAGGAAGAAAUAACUAAGAUUUUGGAUGAAAAAGAGAAUCUGAAGAAGAAAGUAGAAGGAUUAGAGGAGGUUAUAGGGAAGUUAAAGGCAAGAUUGGACCAGUCUGAGAGGAUUUUGGGGGAAAUUGAGGCUGAGUUUGGGCAGAAGAAGGUCACAGUGGAGAAGAAGGAGACUAGGAAAGUUAAGAAGAGUAAGAAAUGAGGGGAUAAGGAGGUAACAGUGAGUGGAACAGGUAAAAGAGAAGGGGAUAAUGGAGUGAGAAGAACAGGGAAAAUGGGGACACAGGAAUUUAUAAUACCCCCAUCAAGGUUUGUCACCCUGGUCAUUGAAUCAAAACGAGCAGAGGCCAAAGCGAUUUGUGAAAUGAAGGCAUUGGUACAGAAACUUCAGAUUUCAGAAGAGAAUUGAGAUGAAAAAGAAGGAUAUAUAAGAGAUCUGGAAGAUGAAAUUCAUAAGUUAAAAAGCCUCAACCCAACUACAAAGGACUUUGAUACUUUCGGAAGGACUAAGACUCAAGAAGAGAUAACUAUUCUUGACCAAGAAAGUGAAGCAGAUGAUAGCUGUCAGCAAUUAUAUCAUCGAAGAAUGACAGAGAUUGAGAAACAACUUGAAUAUUAUAAGCAGAAGGAAAUGCAUGGAUAUGAAGAAAUUUUAGGAAACAACAAGACAAAGAUCAGCGAUAUUAAAACUAAUUCAGAAGUUGAUGGCUAUGAAAACAAUUUCCAUGCCCUUCUUGAUUGUAUUGCAGUCCUAGCAUAUCAGCUUUGAGAAAUCGAGAUCAAAGAUUUUUCAAGAAAGGGAUUCAAUGGUGACCAUACCAUGACUGGUGUGCAAUCUAUGAGAUCAGUGCAACAGAAUAUGCCAACUAUGGCAAUUGAUAUUUCUUCUCCUGUAGAAAUAGGACAGAGAUUGGUUAUCAAAUAUCUCAAUAAGACUCUUACAAGACUUCUCCAAAGUAACUCUGACCUUCAUGUCGGAAUGCAGAACGAAUAUGUGCCAAAUGAUGAAGGAGAUAGAGCAGUUUGGUACCUCGAAUUGCUUGAAUCUCAACUUGAUAUUACUGAAAGAACACUUCAAGCUUUGAGAGACUUUACAGACAAAGUUUCUGUUAACAUAACAGGUUCCAUCUCAUCUGCUGCACGAGUAAAAGCUACCUCUUUAGAGCUUGCUUCUAACACAAAAGUUACUGCUGAAGAAGUAGAUCAGCUAAACAACAUUAUGAGACUAAUCAAGGCUGACUUGAGUUGCUUAAAAUCUGGAAUCAGUGAUAAAAACUGAAUCAACACAGAUGAAACACUGACUAAAACAAAUCUUGAAAACUCAAUUCUCUCUCAAACUCCUUCAAAUAUCUUCGAUCUGGGUGAAACUGACAAAUUAAAACAAAUGGUAAACCAACUAGAGGAAGAGAAGGAGAAGCUGAAGGAUCUCUUGAUGAAAAUUGAGGAAGCUUAUGGUGGAAAUCUCAACUCAGAUGAACUCGUAACCAAGAUUAUAAAUGAUCAACAGAAUCUCAAACUCUCUGAGGUAAAAAUCCAGGAACUACUUGAGAAAAAUAACUCAAUUCUGUCAGACAAUCAAACUCAGAAGGAAAAAUCGAUCAGUCUCCAAAAACAAGUAGAAACUCUUGAAUCUCAAAAGAGCAAGCUCCUUGCUCAAAAUGAAUGGCUUGAGAAACAAGUCAGUCAAUCAAGGCAAGAAGAAAGUUUCAGUAAGAUAGAUACUCUAGAGAGGGACAUCUCUACACUUAAGGGUAAGAGUAAUGAAGUUCUCAGAGAGAAAUCUGACCAGAUUCUCAUCCUUGAAGGCCAACUUUCACAAGUUAAGGAAGACAAGGAAGCACUCAACCUUGAACUACUUAAAAUGCAGAAAUUAAAUGAUAUUUUGACAAAUAAAUUAGAGCAGAAGUCUAAGAAGCUGGUACUUUCAGGCCGUAGUUUGGAGAAACCUACUAAGAAGGUCAAAACUCCAGUUAAGGAUAUCAAAAAGGCAAGGUUUAAGAAACAGAAAGCCAAGGAGAUCAAAUAUCAUUCUGACACUGAAGACAUUGUUGAUGUUCCAUUUAAGGCUUUCCCUAAAUCUACUAAGAGUUCAAAGAUUGCCACUUUGAAAUCAUCUCUCCAGGCUAAGGAAGAGGAAGUUAAAUCACUUGAACAAAAAGUAGCCUAUCUUCAAGAUCAAAAUAGCCAGAUAUCUGCUGAACUCCAGAAGCUUAGGAAAGAAGGAUACUCCCCACAAGAUUCUGUAGUUGAUAUGAUGGAAGAGAUAGAGCAAACUAGGCAACAGCUAGAGGAUCGAUACAACAGUGAGAUCCAAGAAUCUAAAGCCCAGAUUAGCCAAUACCUUGAAGAAAUCGACCAUCUGAACCAAGAAAAGCAUGAAUUUUUAGAAAAUCUUCAACAUAUGAAAGCAGAGGUAGAUCAAUUCGACAAGAAUCUCCAGAAAAAGGAUGCAGUGAUUACAAAGCUUAAGGAUGAAAAUGCAGAACUUUCUGCCCAGAACAAGGAGAAUACCAGAGAACAUCUUGAAGCAGUACAAGAAUUAAAAGAAGAAAUAGAGAGUAUUAAAGAAUCUAAUCAGAAGAUGAUCCAACUAUAUGAAUAUCAGAACAAUGCCUUCAAGGAGAGAGUUGCUAAGGAACUGGAGUACCGAAGUAAUUCGACCCCAAAUAGUGACAUUAAGGAAUCUCCUAUGGAAUAUACCAUCUUGAUGAACGACUUGGCUCAAAGAGACUCUGUAUUAAAAACUCUCAAGGAAGAAAACAAGCAACUCAAGCUAAAAAUCUCACAGAUGAAAGUGAAAGAAAAGGAAUUAAAAAUAAAGAAGAUCAAGGAAGUAGCUAAAGUUCCGACUCAGGCCAAAAAUAAGAAAAUCUCAUUAUCCCAAAAAGGGAAAAAGGACUCUGAGCCAGUUCAAGAGGAAAGAGAAUUCGACUCACAAGAUUGCCACCAGAUCUUAAGAAGAAUCGCUCUAGUGGAGGCAGAAAACAUUAAGCUUACAAAUGAAAUGCAUAUUCUCAAUAAGAAUCUGAUCACUGAACAAGAACAGAGAGAAGAGCUCAUUGAAGAACUUGAAAGCCAGAGAGAAAAAGCAGAGACUCAGAAAGCCAAGAAGAGCAACACUAAAAAGGAAAUUCAGGCUUUGACAAAAGAGCAUAAGAGCAAGAUCAAUAAGCUAGAAGAUGAAAUUCAAAGAAUUAAGAAUACUUAUAUUGAACCUAAGGUACACCAGAAACUGAAGACAGCUCAGAAGGAGUUGGAGCAGCAAAUUAAAUCUCUUAAAGAUGAUAUUUCAAGAAAAAGGGAUCUUAUAGCUUCUCUUAAGCAAGCUGCUGAGGCUGAAGCUGAGAAAGAGCCAGUAAAAGUGGAGCCUAGUAAGCAAUCUCUUGAGAAAAUCUCUAAGUUGACUAAGGAACUAUCUAUAAAGAAUAAUACAAUUAAAGACUUAAAGGCUCAAUGCUCAGAUCUGAAGGAGAAGCUUGCUACUGCAGAGUCAUCUUUAACAUCUGUGCAUACAAAGACUAAGUCGAUGAAAUCUGACUUGUCUAGAAAAGAGACUCUACUCAAGGAGACCAAGUCUAAGUACGAAACAACAGUCAAAGAAAUCAAGGAGCUUGAGGCUAAAGUUUCUGAAAUAGAUAAACAUAAGGAUCUAGCAAAGCGUUUGCGUUCAGAUCUCGAACGCCAUAAGUCUAAAAUGGCCAUGCUAGAGAGCAAUCUUGAAACCACCACGACUCAGUUAGAAAAGACUAAGCUUAAACAUGAGUCUGAGAAGAAGUCUAUUCGUGCUAAAGGAAUCAAAGAGACCAAGGAACUUCAAGAGAUUAUCAGAGGUUUUGCAAAGAUGGGUGAGUCUGUUCAUACAGAACAGGCUCCUGAAAUGCAACCUGAAAAAGAUCAAACUGAAUUUGAUAAAUUCUUAAAUUCUAUGAACAUCCAUGGUGAGCAGAUGAAUGACAGGGAGAGAGAAGUCUUAAAAGAAACUGAGCAAGAGAUUGGUAUCUCAAUUGAAGACCUCAACUUCUGUGAUGAUUUCAUUGGAAAAUACUAA